GUCGCCAAACAGAUAUCGUUCAUUACUGACGUACUUCAUAUUCGAGUCAUUUAUUGGAAAUCUAACAGCAGCAAUAAUGUCUAAUGAAGAAUUAACUUCAACGAUAAAAAUGGCACGGCAAAAUGGUAUUGUGCAACCUUUACUGACUGAUCUUUAUCAAAUCACCAUGGCUUAUGCAUAUUGGAAAUCAGGAAAAGUAAAUGAUGUAGCAGUAUUUGAUUUAUUCUUCCGAACCAAUCCGUUUCAGGGAGAAUUCACUAUAUUUGCUGGACUUGAAGAAUGUCUCAAAUUUCUAGAAAAUUUCCAUUAUUCAGACAGUGAUAUUGGAUAUUUGAAACAAACAUUACCAGAUAAUAUUGAGCCUGAAUUUUUUGCAUACCUUAAAGAUUUAACUUGUAAAGAUAUAAAAUUGUGCGCCAUAGAAGAGGGCUCUGUAGUUUUUCCAAGAGUACCGUUGUUAAGAGUAGAAGGUCCAUUAAUAAUUGCUCAAUUGCUAGAGACAACCUUAUUGACCCUGGUUAACUUUGCAAGUUUAAUGGCAACUAAUGCAGCACGAUACAGGAUGGUGGCGGGAAAAACCGUUUCGCUACUGGAGUUUGGAUUACGUAGGGCACAAGGACCUGAUGGUGGACUGUCAGCAUCUAAAUAUGCUUACAUAGGCGGUUUUGAUGGGACAAGCAAUGUGUUAGCUGGAAAAAUGUUCAACAUACCAGUGAGGGGGACACAUGCACAUUCUUUUGUGACGUCAUUCAGUACUUUGGACGACAUACAUACCGUAACAUUGAGGCACUCGGAGACGCAAGCCCCAUACAAUUUACUAGAAUUGUCGACCCAGUGGCGUAUCAAAGUAUCCGCCAUAGUUGAUAUUUCGCCCGAAGAAGCCAGCGACGGCGAACUAGCUGCACUUAUCUCAUACGCCAUAGCCUUCCCAACAGGUUUCUUGGCACUAGUGGAUACUUACGAUGUGAAGAGGAGUGGUUUGCUCAACUUCUGUGCGGUGGCCUUAGCAUUAAACGACUGUGGUUAUAGAGCGGUCGGCAUUCGUAUAGACAGCGGAGAUUUAGCCUAUCUAUCAGUGUUGGCAAGAGAAUCCUUCGAGCAGAUUGCAGAAGCAUUUAAACUACCCUGGUUCUCAAAACUAACAAUCGUGGCCUCCAACGACAUAAACGAAGAAACAAUAUUGAGUUUAAACGAACAAGGACAUAAGAUAGAUUGUUUCGGAAUCGGAACACAUCUUGUUACCUGCCAACGCCAGCCAGCACUCGGAUGCGUUUACAAAUUGGUAGAAAUUAAUGGACAACCUCGAAUCAAAUUGAGUCAAGACGUUGGAAAAGUCACUAUACCUGGUCACAAAGAGGCAUAUAGAUUGUUCGGCGCGGAUGGACACGCCCUUAUUGAUCUUUUGCAACGGUCCUCUGAACCAGCGCCUGAGGUGGGCCAAAAAGUACUCUGUCGACAUCCGUUUCAGGAAUCGAAGAGAGCCUAUGUCAUUCCGAGCAAAGUAGAACGUCUAUAUAAGGAAUGCUGGAAGGAUGGCCACGUCUGCGUCAAACCAAAACCCUUAUUAGAGGUUCGUGAAAGAGUACAGUCAUCACUACGCACACUGCGACAAGAUAUCAAGAGAAAUCUUAACCCUACACCUUACAAGGUGGCAGUUAGCGAUGACCUCUAUUGCUUCAUUCAUGAUUUGUGGCUCCAGAAUGCACCAAUCGGAGAACUUUCGUGA
Molecule: messenger RNA, 1726 nt
Organism: Diatraea saccharalis (sugarcane borer)
Lineage: Eukaryota; Metazoa; Arthropoda; Insecta; Lepidoptera; Crambidae
Source: the annotation of a GenBank genome assembly